This is a messenger RNA of Habropoda laboriosa, 2234 nucleotides long. Its product is annotated as cytochrome P450 4c3-like. NCBI's taxonomy places the organism in Eukaryota, Metazoa, Arthropoda, Insecta, Hymenoptera, Apidae. The transcript has 8 exons. The coding region runs from base 640 to 2160 and encodes 506 amino acids. Gene Ontology annotation, molecular function: heme binding; iron ion binding; monooxygenase activity. The record is from RefSeq and is a predicted model, not a curated record.
CAUUCCACGACCGGGGCAACCUCUUCUCUUCCACCAUUUCUUCUUCUUCUUCUUCUUCUUCUUCUUCUUCUUCUUCCUCUUCCUCCUUCUCCUCUUAGCCGCUCUUUCGGCACAUUGUGAUUCGUCACACCGAUUUCUGCUCAGUUCGUCAAAGUGAACCUUAGGGGGUGACUCUUUCUUUUUAUUUCCUUCUUCUCUGUCUUACUCACUCUCUUACGCACACACACACACACACACGCACACCCUGUCUCCUUUUCUCUUCGGAGGAUCGAGCAUAUUUUUACCGUGGGAAGAUUUUCUACGCUCUUUGUUACGAACAAGCACGUGUCCACUCUAGCGAUUUGUUUUUUUCUUUCUUUUUCUUCAUUAACGAAGUAGCGCACCUUUUGCCGCGAAAAAUUUAAUCGUCCACCGAGUGAACAGUAAAACGCAGUGAAACGAGAGAAAGUACAAAAAGGGAGAACUUACGAUUUGUGAUCGAUUUGAACCUAUUCUCUGAGAGAAGUGAAGAGACUGGAGGAUCGUUCGAUAGAAAAUUCGAAUCGUCGGAGAAAUGAACUGAGAACUGUAACCGACGUUCGUGAAAACUACCGAGGGGAGCACGUGAAAAAAGGUUGACAGUCCGCGCAUCGUUCGAAGAUGUCUUCCGCGAUGCUCGCCAUCGGAGGAUCAUGGCUCACGUUGAUUCUGUCCAUGUGCUUGAUGACCAUAAUUUUGCUGUUACUGGUGCAACGUGGAAAGUUUCUCUACGCCCUGAGGAAAGUGCCUUAUCCACCUGCUAUUCCUAUAAUCGGGAACGCUUAUCAAUUAUGCUGUAACCCGGAAGAAUCCUUCAAGAGGAUGAUCAAAUGGGGAAGAGAGUUAGGGGAUAUGUACUUGGUUUGGGUAGGCAUGAGGCCUUUCAUCUUCCUUUACAAGGCAGAAGCGGUACAACCAUUGCUAAGCAGCAGCAUUCACAUCGAUAAAAGUUUGGAAUACGGGUAUUUGCAACCUUGGCUUGGUGAGGGUUUGCUGACCAGCAGUGGUGAAAAAUGGCACUUCCGCAGGAAGUUGAUGACGCCAACCUUUCACAGUAAUCUCCUGGAAGUGUAUUUGAAGACAGCGAUCGCAGAGGGUGAAAUAUUAAUCUCCUGUCUGAGAAAGGAAGUCGGUAAACCACUAUUCGACAUUGUUCCAUACGCAAAACGUGCAGCACUGGACAUAAUAUGCCACAGUUCCAUGGGAUGCAACAUCAACGCGCAAACGAAUUUAGAAAACGAAUACGUACAGGCCGUGAAUAUGUUAGCUUCAAUCUCGCAAAGAAGGUUUCUCAACAUUUGGAUGUCCUUCGACCCGAUCUUCAAGUUAACAUCCUGGGGGAAACGACAUGAUCACUCGCUUCGUGUCAUCCAUACAUUUGUCAAUAAGAUAAUCAUGGAGAGAAAAGCUGAGUGGAAUGAAAAAAAGAAUGGAAAUUUCAACGAGUCGGCACCUAAGCGUCAAGCUUUGUUGGAUUUGCUGUUAGAAAUGUCGCAGGACGGCAAAGUGCUCACUGACGAGGAUAUUCGGGAUGAGGUGAACACGUUUAUGUUCGCGGGUCACGAUACCACUGCGACUAGCGUGUCUUGGAUCUUGUAUGCCUUAGGAAGGCAUCCUCAGUAUCAGGAGAAAAUUCUUGAACAAUACAACGAGGUAGUAGGAACAAAGGAACUCACGUUAGGUGUACUGAGUAAACUAACUUGGCUAGAAGCUUGUAUAAAAGAAUCUUGGAGAGUGUAUACAGUAACGCCACUUAUUGGGAGACAAAUUUAUCGACCUAUUUCUAUUCUGGGACACGAAAUUCCAAUAGGAUCGACGGUCAUCGUCAAUACGUUCCUUCUUCAUCGUGAUCCACGAUACUUUUCAGACCCAGAAACUUAUCGACCAGAGCGAUUUCUUCCGGACGGUCCUAAAUAUCCUUCUUACGCUUUUAUACCCUUCAGUGCAGGUUCCCGUAAUUGUGUAGGAUGGAAAUAUGCCACGAUGAUCGUCAAAGUUCUCAUUCUGAAUAUAUUAAAAAACUUCCGAAUCGAAUCUGUCGAUACCGAGGAUCAACUUCGGUUUAUUUGCGAACUGGUGUUGUGCAAUGCUAACGGACUACGGUUAAAAAUUACACCACGAACGCAAGCAACUGUUACGUAGUUAUCUUCCAAUGGUAAACUGCGCAAGAAGUAAAAAAGUCGAAGGUACACGAAAGGUCUUCGAACUUGAAGGAA